GCAGUCACCCACUUCUCCGCUGGAAUGGGAGUACGUCCCUCCACAAACACCGCCCGCCCGGCCCCUCAACUAUCGAGGCCAAAAACCCCCAACUAGUACCCAGCCGCUCCUCAGCCCAGCCGCGCCCCGCCGAUUUCUUCCUACGUGCGUGCGUGCGUGCCCCAGCCCGCCUCGAGACUCGCUACCGACCAACGGGCGCCGGAACGAUGUCCUCCGGCGCCGACGCCUCCGACGUCGACGCCGCGCUCGCCCUCCUCUCCGGCCCCGACCUCGUGGCGCACCUCCGCGUCACCUGCCGCAGGGCGGACUACGAAGCGGCCGCGCGGGUGCUCGGCGACCGCGACCGCAGGCACGCCCAGACCGAGGCCGCGCUUGCCGAGGCCCGGACGGGCCUGGCGGACCUGACCGCGGAAGUCCAGGCCCUGCAGGAACGCUACCUCGAGCUCAAGGCGGCGAGCCGCGGGCCGAGCAGCCGCUCCUCGGGUGGCGCGAUAGCGGCCGCGGCGCCGCGAGUCAACCGGCGCGCUCAGGAGCCGGCCCCGAAGAGCACUAUUGACCUCUGCAGCAGCAGCGACAACGACGAGUUUGAGGAGGGGGAGUUCCGCCCUGGUGUCGCGGGGGUUUCUGGCACGCGGAAGGAUUCCGCGUCCAAGGGCCAGGAAGGGCGCCGCGCGCGGGUUUCUCGCAAGAGGAAGGCACCCGCGUCCGCGUGCUCGUCCGACGACGACGAAAUCUCGCUCAGCCAGCUUAUAAAGAAGCGGAGCAGCGCUAAGCCUUGGGCUAAUGGCGAACCCAAGAAGGGGCAUGGAGAUGUGCAGGCGAAUUCUGCUGGACCAUUGGGAUUUGAUCGGCCUGUGAUUUCUCCCGCGAUCAGGGGAAUCCCCGAAGCAGUCUCUGAGCACAUGGUUGCCAGCCCUGAUGAUCCAAAGGUGUCGGUUUUCAUGCAGGGGACCGGGAAUGGCCAAUCGGGGAAGAAUGAGGGAUUGUCCAGGACAAUGCCGAGUCCUGCACCCACUGGUUCCGGUGCUGGGAACGGCCCACACAAGAACGGCCCACACAAGAAUGGCUCUGAAUGCCAAACGAGGAUCGGUGAGAAACAAAGUCCUGUUGCUCCCCCGGGGAAUGAUGCGUCCGUUCAGGUUAGAACUCCAAGCGUUACGAACAUGGCGAGGACAAAUGUGGGAUCAGCACGAGUUGUUGCUGAGACGCCCAUGCAGCACACUCAUUCUACAUCGGAUGGAACUGUCAACGUGGCUCUCAAGUCUAUGGAAGGGCAGGAGAAAGCAAUUGGUUUAGUGCACAAGACGAAGGUGUCGCUGGAUACUAAUGGAACUGGGGACAAAGCUAGGAUCGUGUUGAAGGAUACUAGAGAGCAACAGAAACCAGCUGGCCUAGUGCUCCACACAAAGGUGUUGCCAAGAAGUGAUGGAAUUAAGGAACAAGGGGGUAAGCUCAGUCCUUUUCGUAGCCAGGUGGAUGCUCAUGGAGGCAGAUCCACAACAUCAGAUAAGCCAGUGUUAGCCACCUUGCAGAAAAACCAGCUUGAGCUGCAUCCGGAGCAAAUGUCAGUAGAGAGUUCAUUGUCUUCAGCAGUUACAAGACAGUGGAAAUCUUCUUCAGCUCUUCUUUUCUCAUGCCUAGGAAAUAAGGAGCUUUGUAUGCAAGCUGCUUGUGCUCUUCACCGCCAGAAAAAGUUUACAACUCAGCUAACUGGAGGAAUCACCAAAUUUGAUGCAGAAAGGGCGGCUGAGUUGGCAGAAUUUCUUUUGGAUGGCAACCUUCAGGGACCGCUGACAAGAACUGCUGAGGACCUAGUGAAGCGUGAUUCUACAGGUCAUGAUUUACUUGAGAGAGUAGUAUUGCAAUGCUCUGAGCAGUUGUUCAGUAUUUACAGGAACAAAGACGAUAAAUACUUCUGUUGAAAGCGACAAAACUGUAUCUGGUAAGGUUUGCACAACUUAUCAUAUGGAAGGGGUCACUA
Zea mays is the source of this 1981-nucleotide messenger RNA. RefSeq lists its product as uncharacterized. NCBI's taxonomy places the organism in Eukaryota, Viridiplantae, Streptophyta, Magnoliopsida, Poales, Poaceae. The record is from RefSeq and is a predicted model, not a curated record. The coding region runs from base 207 to 1922 and encodes 571 amino acids. The transcript is spliced from 2 exons.